Molecule: messenger RNA, 1138 nt
Organism: Parasteatoda tepidariorum (common house spider)
Lineage: Eukaryota; Metazoa; Arthropoda; Arachnida; Araneae; Theridiidae
Product: cysteine-rich venom protein AnHyalC
Source: RefSeq, a predicted model, not a curated record
AUGUCCAUCUUGACUGCCCAUAACGAGGUCAGAAGAAGAGUUGCCUAUGGUCAAGAAACACGAGCAGGUGGACUCCCACAAGCUGCAAAUAUGAUGGAACUAAGUUGGGAUCCAGAAUUGGCAUUUUUAGCCCAAAGCUGGGUCGACCAGUGCACGGAUGAGAUUGAAUGCUUAGUUUGCAAAUGGACAGGAAAUUUUACUGUUGGUCAAAAUACGUUGAAGUUAACCAACAGAUGGGAUGUGACCAAUUACCGUCCAGACUGGAAGCAACAGGUGGAAUAUUGGUACAAAACCGUCGAACAAUUUGAUGCACGUCUCAUUUCAGCCAUGAGAUACGAUCCCAGAUAUCACCCGUUUGUUCAACUUGUGUGGGCAGGAAUCCAUAAAGUUGGUUGUGGCUAUGCGGCAUACAGAAGUUUAACGAAUCCAGCUGUUAAUGAAUUCAAAUAUGUCUGUAACUAUGGACCUGGAGACAACUUGAAUCCCCAUGAUCCUCCUCACUUGUACGCUAUAGGGUCACCUUGUUCUCAGUGUCCUCUUUAUUCAGAGUGCGUGGCAGGACUUUGUCGUUUGAAAAGCUACGCGCCAGUAUAUCUGCCAAAACAGAGUCAUCGAUUUUUCUGCAGCUUUGAAAGUUAUGAUUCCAACUGCAAUUAUGCGGUCACCAAUCCUGAUAAAUGGAGAAUCAUACCUGCCUACGGUGGUAAUUAUUUCGCCACUGUACUGUCCAGGCAAGAAUAUGCGGCGAGUUUCAUCUUCCUUGGUUGGAUAAUUUCCAGGAAAGGUUCCUGCCUCGUUGUCCUUCACAGGGUCGGAUAUACGAAGUUUUCUCAGGCGAAAUUCUUAGGAUCCCUAGAAGCAAUUUUAGACAUCUUUCGAGUCAAGAACUACAUUCAGUUUGAUCAGGCUGUCAGGAAUUCAUUGGAGUUUGUAAGGAUGUACCUUCCGUUAGAGAUUGACGCCCACACAAGGCUUGGGUUCAGACUGAGUUCGCAACCUCCUUACCCUGAACCCCUUUAUUGGGAAAUUAGAGAGGUACGUAUCUUGGACUCAUGCAGGAUUUCAGAUGAUUGACCUAUGUCAGGAUUUUUUGAAUUAAUUCAUAUUGAUCAUUAAAAAACUUUAUGUGGUUUGAAUU